AUGAAUCACCCCGAGAACAUCAUCUACUACAGGAAGCUCAUCCUCUGUCCUACGAUUGUAACUUGGUCUGUACCAGAACUCCUCCGAGAAUGUCCUGGGUGCAACGACUCCUUGUUAUAUUGCUACUGCCACAACUUUCGCAUCAUCUUCACUGAUAGGGCGUGUACGAACAACGGGCGGCCUGAAGCAAAAGCAGGACUCGCUGUGGCAUACGGCAAUUGUGAUGAAAGCUAA
Molecule: messenger RNA, 234 nt
Organism: Bipolaris victoriae FI3
Lineage: Eukaryota; Fungi; Ascomycota; Dothideomycetes; Pleosporales; Pleosporaceae
Exons: 1
Coding region: 1-234 (77 amino acids)
Source: RefSeq, a predicted model, not a curated record